UGCCUACAGGACCCCAGUUAUGCCAACUUUUUUUUAAAUCGCAAACAUUAUUUGAUUGAUAUGCCUCUUGGCGAUAAGAUCCAUACAUUGCGCGCAGCUUAGUGAAAACGCAAUCAGAGGCAAACGAUAUUGCGCUUGUAGAAGCAAGUGAUAGUAGUUAUCUUCUGACAAUCCCAACUGCUCUGAGACUCUUGCGCCAUUAUGUCGACUAGCGUUACUGAACCCGAACAGAAGCAAGAGCUUCAAGGCAUACGCAAGAACGGCAAACAAUGGCAUCCGCCGCGAAAAGCAUUCCGCCCUGGGUCCGGGUUGACUUCGUAUGAGCAACGAACGAAAUUACGCACGGCGGCGGCUGCGACGAAGGCAAGGGAAAAGGAAAUGAAAGAAGAAAAGGAGGCAGAAAGAAAGCAACGGGUUCAAGCCAUCAAGGAGAAGCGCGCAGCGAAAGAGGAGAAGGAGAGAUAUGAAAAGAUGGCAGAGAAGAUGCACAAAAAACGAGUCGAACGUCUAAGGAGAAAGGAAAAGCGCAACAAGCUCCUUAAUUCAUGAGCCUCCCAAUUAUCCUAAAGAACUACGUCUACGAUUAUUUCCUUAUAUAUUAAGGAGUGGUGGACACGCACGACGAAUCGACUUGAUAGUAACAGCAAAGCCUGUAGGAUCAAAACUCUUUUCCAUCGAUGGAGUCUGCGAGAUUUAUGGGCACGAAGAUAAUCAAGAAUCGGAUCCAGGUCAGAUUAUUAUCCAAGAUUGGGAACCGGCAGAUGGUAUCCAACACAUGGGAUUCUGCAAUUAGGGUUG
Daldinia decipiens is the source of this 798-nucleotide messenger RNA. RefSeq lists its product as uncharacterized. The transcript has 3 exons. Bases 202 to 549 code for a protein of 115 amino acids. Lineage: Eukaryota; Fungi; Ascomycota; Sordariomycetes; Xylariales; Hypoxylaceae. The record is from RefSeq and is a predicted model, not a curated record.